Heterotrigona itama is the source of this 1343-nucleotide messenger RNA. The record is from the annotation of a GenBank genome assembly. NCBI's taxonomy places the organism in Eukaryota, Metazoa, Arthropoda, Insecta, Hymenoptera, Apidae.
AUGGCCAAUGAAACAAGCUUUCCUAUUUUAUUAUCAGUAUUAUUCGUUCUCUGUUGCAUUCAGCAAGGUAAACAUUAUUUUUCAAAUUUAAUCGUUUGACUUUCUAUUUUAACCUCAAAAUAGUCAUGAAACAUAAACCAUAAAACAAAUAACUUUACACAAUUUCUUCGCAUUAUCAAAACAACAGUCGUGUAAAAUAUUCGUUGCUUCAAUGUAUUAUGCAAAUGCGUAUAGUAUAAAUAAACAGUAUUUGAUUAUGUGCAAGAAACACCGAAUAAUUUUCCCUCUGUAAACAGAUAACAAUAAUCUCUGCUGUAUGUUUUUGCAGGAUUAUCUAUCAAGUGCUGGGUUUGCAGGUCUGAUUCUGAUCCAAAAUGUGCAGAUCCAUUUGAUAAUACCACUGUACCGAUAACUGACUGUAAACAAGAACCUGACUUAGAACAUUUGCCAGGUGUAAGGCCUACCAUGUGUCGUAAAAUUCGUCAGAAAGUCAACGGGGAAUGGAGAUAUUUUCGUACUUGUGCUUAUAUGGGAGAACCAGGAAUUGAGGGGGAUGAGAGAUUUUGCCUUAUGAGAACAGGGACGUACAAUAUAUUUAUGGAAUAUUGCACUUGCAAUAGCAAAGAUGGCUGCAAUACAGCCUCGUACAAUCAUGGGAGCAUAUUUGCUUCAAUGAUAGGUUUAGCAAUUUCCUUAAGAUACGUACUUGUUUAUACUUAACAAUCUCAACCAAAGACUAUUGAUAGAUCUGAUUAGACAACGUCUAUUUAAACAUAUUUUUUUAUGAUAUAAAGAUUCGUUUGUACUUACUAAUUCUUCUUGACAAUUGUAUGAUGUGAACUUCAGGGAAGUAGCAUAUUUCACGUGAAAAUUAGACUGAUUAUUUCACAAAACUAUUUUAUACCAUUGACCGAUUCUUUUUUUAUAAGCAUUUUAAAGUGCCUCUUUGUGCCUUACUAGAAAGAUGAUAACAAUCAAGAUUUUUAAGACAUUUUUUAGUAAUUUUAGAAUAUUGCAGAUACAUUUUUAUCUUUUCUUAGAGCAUUGCAAUUUUUUAUAGAAAUAUAUUUUUAAUAAUUUUUAAUACAAACAUAUAUAUAUAUAUAUGCUAGUAUCAUACAUAUGUAUGCUUUAAUUUAGAUUACUUGCGUAGUACAAAAGAAAAAUAUAUUGAUCAAAUGUAUUGAAUUAACACUAAUAUUUAGCACAGUACAAGCAAUAUUGUAAAUUCCGUCCAUUAUCAAAUCAUAAACGUAAUGUUAGUAUAAAACGAUUGUGCUUCUUAUAUUUUUAUAUGCAUUUUCUACAAGUAUAAUUAAUUAUUAAAUAACAGAAAAGUAUGA